This is a messenger RNA of Brachypodium distachyon (stiff brome), 1402 nucleotides long. RefSeq names its product nudix hydrolase 23, chloroplastic. The coding region runs from base 182 to 967 and encodes 261 amino acids. NCBI's taxonomy places the organism in Eukaryota, Viridiplantae, Streptophyta, Magnoliopsida, Poales, Poaceae. The record is from RefSeq and is a predicted model, not a curated record. The transcript is spliced from 7 exons.
UUUCAAACCGAACCACGAGGGUAACCUGGCACCGGCCAAGCCAAAUCGGCGGCGCCGGCCAAGCCGACGUGUCCCGCGGCCGACCUCACCCCGCACCCUCCCGCGACUCCCGAGUCGCCGUCUUCCUCCUCCCUCUCCCAUCCGCCACCAACCCUCCUCCUCCCUACUAAACGCACCAGCCAUGCUCCUCCUCAGAUCCCACCACCACCACCUCCUCUUCCACCACGCCGCCCGCCUCCUCGUCCGCCGCGCCGCUCCCGUCCCCCGCGCCGCUUCCGCCCGGCUCCGCUCCCUCCGCAUGUCGGCCUCCAAUUCCAGCGCCAGCUCCCCUGCGGCCCCGUCGCCGCCGCCGGCCCCCUUGGUGCCCAAGUCAAGGAUCCCCUUCUGCCCAGCUUGUGGAAGUCCGACGAAAUUGGCUGUACCAGAUGGGGAUGAGAAGAUGAGGGCUGUGUGUUCUUCUUGUGGAAGAAUUCACUAUGAAAACCCCAAAAUGGUUGUCGGUUGUCUUGUGGAGCAUGAUAACAAGGUCCUCCUAUGCAGAAGAAAGAUUGAACCAGCUUAUGGCCUUUGGACUCUUCCUGCUGGUUAUUUAGAGGUCGGAGAGUCCGCAGCAGAAGGAGCCUCCAGGGAAACAUUGGAAGAAGCUUGUGCAGAUGUAGAGAUACUUGCACCCUAUGCUCAGUUGGAUAUUCCGUUGAUUGGCCAAAGCUACAUUAUUUUCCGAGCAAGAAUGAAGACCCCCAAUUUCUCACCUGGAUCCGAGUCGCUUGAAUGUGCGCUUUUUGCUCUGGAUGAUAUACCAUUUGAUUCUUUAGCGUUUUCUUCAAUCAUCGUCACCUUGAGGAUGUAUAUUGAAGAUGUGAGAUCCGGAAACAUCAAAUUCCAUUAUUGCACUAUAAACAAGCGGCUCGGAGCUGGCCCUUCAGACCUUCGGAGUUUCGAUAUCGACAACCAUUUAGCUGUGUGAACUUGGGAAGAUUCGAGACCUGUAAGCCAUGGAUGAUGCGGUUACUUCCGUCACAAGACAUCUGACACCACAGUCGCAUUAGACCUGUAUUCAACCGGUCAUGAGUGAACGCUUGCAUGGCAUCUGGCCAGAUUGAGGUAGACUGUUAAGCUGCUGCUGGAAUUGUAAAUGCUUCUGUUUCUUGAAGUCCCCCAUUCACCCCUUUUUUCUUUUCUUUUCCAAGAAUGCCCUGAGCAAUGUUAGUAGAUGGUGCAUUUUGAUUUUAUUAGCGUACCAAAAAGGAUUUGUGACAUGGCUUCGCGAACUUCAAUCCAGGGCAAGUGUGGCCUUGAUGUGAUGCCAACGACAGUUUGAAACUGAAUUUUCUCGUAAUUGUUUUCUACAACUGUUGUUACAAUUAUUCAAUUACAAAGCUGAGUGUCGCAUUGCACUGCA